Messenger RNA from Saccostrea cuccullata (small rock oyster), 899 nucleotides. RefSeq lists its product as uncharacterized. The transcript is spliced from 7 exons. Bases 33 to 842 code for a protein of 269 amino acids. The record is from RefSeq and is a predicted model, not a curated record. Lineage: Eukaryota; Metazoa; Mollusca; Bivalvia; Ostreida; Ostreidae.
AAGUUAUUUGUUUGGGAAGUAAUGACAGAAGCAUGGCUCUUCAGAUAACCAAACCAAUAAUUACAAGAGGUUGUCACAAUGUUUCAUCGCAGAGCUACUCUAUUUUGAGAAAGGACUCUUUAGAGGAGAACAAUGUCACCAAUUGUUAUCAAUUCUGUUUCCUCAACCAAUCAGGAUCAACUGUAAAGGCUCUACUCAUGAGGGGGGGAGAGUGUAUUUGUUCUGUCGAGAAUCUGUGUACGUCAUUUAAUACUGCAAAACGCUGUACUGAGAGUUGUCCUGGAAACUCAAACCAAAACUGCGGUGGUUAUGGAAGUCACACUUUUGCAGUGUAUGAAAUAGAGAAUAUCAACAGCAAUGACCAAAAUGAAGGUUGUGGGUUUGUCAAUUUUCAGCUACAUGAAACAGAACAGAGGUUGAGCUAUGGAGAUUGCAACAAGAAUAAAAUGGCAUACUGCACAAUGCUGUUUAACGUGGAUGGAACAGUGAUUAAGACAAAACACUUGACGUGGGAUGAACAUAACAACAACUGCUCAGGACAUUUGGCUUUUAUUGGGGACACCAAAACUGUAAAAUGGAAGUUAGACAAUGCAAUACAGUCAGGUUUUACAUUUUGGGUGGGACAUCGUAUUUGGAAUUAUGUCCCUAUUGAAUUCGAUGAAGCAGAUUCUUCUAAUAACCAUGAUGACACAGAAAGUGAAAUUUUCAUAAAUGAGAUAAACGAAUCUUCUGGUGAUACUGCAGAUUCUUCUAAUGACCAUGAUGGCACAAAGAGAGUAGUUCUCAGAGAUGAGAUAAACAAAUCUGAUGAUGGUGAGUUACGAACUAUUGUUUUACAAUAGAAUUCUGCAUACUUUCGAUAUUUCAUUUGCACAUAUUACAAUUUAGAGUUUUCCAAA